Messenger RNA from Drosophila novamexicana, 4214 nucleotides. RefSeq names its product protein tamozhennic (gene tamo). Gene Ontology annotation, cellular component: cytoplasm. Lineage: Eukaryota; Metazoa; Arthropoda; Insecta; Diptera; Drosophilidae. The transcript has 5 exons. The record is from RefSeq and is a predicted model, not a curated record. The coding region runs from base 458 to 2911 and encodes 817 amino acids.
AAAUUAAUAUCAAGUGCGUCACUGCAAUGCAUAGGCAAUAGUUGCAAAAGCCAGUUGAAAAAUGUACGGCUGCUGCGGCUGCUGGUAGCUAUUACCAGGCAAACGCUAUCGAUAAGUGUGCAGCUGCUGUUAAAACAAUAACAACAAGCGGAAGCAUUCCACUGUUCAUUCGCUGUUCAGCUCGUUUCGCACGUCGUUUUGGUUUGCUACUGUCGUGUGCUAAAAAUAGAAUUUUAACCACCCACGCAAAAAAAAAGAAUAAUACAAAAACGCAUUUAAUUCGGAAACCUUACUGAACAGUGUGUGUGUUUGACUUAAACAGCGAUGCAGAUGCACAGAAUUAAUAAGCAAAGCAAUAACAAAAAGAACAAAAGCAACGAUGAGGAAUCUCUGAGCGGCCGUUGCAUUGAAUGAGUGUCCUUGGCGUUGCUGCAACACGCUGUCGCGCCACGCCACAAUGUCCGAUUUUGUACCCUGCGAUUUAUUGCCAGAUCUUUGGCAGGAGAUACUGCAAUGCCACUGGACGUUUCUGGAAACCGAGGAGAGCCCGCAGAAGCUCGAGGAGCGCAAGAAGCUUGAAUGCUGCCUGAAAGAGUUUCUGUGCGUGGUGCCGCACGAUCGCAAAUUCUUCUUGCCCGAAACGGGGCAUGUCCUGCGCAGAACUGUUUGCGAGCUGAACGACUUUACGGCACAGAAUGCCAUCGUUGGCUUCGAGGCCGUCAGCCAGUAUGCCAACAAUUUAUUUACAAAGCCCUGGCGCAAGGAAUUUCGCACGCUUAAAACCUACUCCGGUUCGUAUCAGCAUAACGUUGAAUCGAAUCUGAUCGAUGCCGAAAGACUGUUUCUGGCCAUGGGCUAUCGUCGCAUUAGCGAGGAUACGUUUGUGCUGGAGGGACCCAUCUGCCCCGACCAGGUGACGAAUGUCUCGCGCGAUGCGAUGGCCGCAUAUGUCGAGUGCCAAAUUAUGAAACACAUCUAUGCGGGCCUCAGUGCCGCUGGCUUCAGCUGCAGCUGGCAGGAUAUAUUCCAUUAUAGGGAACGACAUGUCGGCGGCACAACGCAGUCCAUCAAGGAGCUGGCCUAUCGACUGCACGAGCUGCGGCUGCGCAAGGAGCAGCAUCAACAGCAGCAGCAGCAGCAUCUACUGGCAACGGAGAACACCUACAGCAACAUCGCGCCCCCCAAUCGCAGCAAUGACAGCUGUACGGCGGAGAAGUCUGCACCAGCCCCUGCCUGUGCGCUGCACGGACCUGCUAAUAAUAAUGCCAAUAUCUGCGCGCUGCAUGCGCCUGCCCAUCAAACCGCCCCGCCCACGAAUCUCAAUUGCAUGUAUCAGCAGCAGCAACCGCAGGGCGCUCUGAUGACGCACUCGCGCAGCCUGGAACAUUAUCAGGAGCCGCAUACGGCGCUGCCACAGCGACACUCAUUCGAUCAGCAUCCCAAAGAUUGUGCGGCACUGCAUCCACAUGGACACUUGUAUGAGGCGCCCUACGAUUGCCUGGAUGGCCUCAGCAUGGGCAGCAGCGCCUCGUAUGCGGCUGUAGCUGGCGCUUACAAUGCGCCCGGCAAUCGCUAUCCGCUGCCCUACAACAUCUCCAGUCAGCUAAAUGCGCCCUAUGCUACGCCCCUGGAUGGCUACGGCCAUGUGGAGCAGAAUAAUGCGAACAUGUAUGCCAGCAUAGGCAACAGGCCGGCGACAGCAGUGCCCCACAGCUGUGGCUACCAUGGCGGCCAGUUAGGCGCAACAGCACGGCAUCAGCCCAACAAUGCCGCCGCACUGGCCGCCAUGCAGCACAGGCAGAGCACAUAUCCGCCAGAUCACCAUCUAAUUGACUUCGAUGAGCGAGCCCAGCUCAUGCAGCAUGACUUCAACGAUCCGCGUCAAUACGAACGACGUGGCCAGCGUGCUCAGACGGCCAAGCAUGGCAUGAGCAGCUCCAUGUAUGCCCAGCCCCGGGAUGCCAUGGCCAUGGGCUAUGCCGGCGGCUACGAUGUGCCUGCCAUGCUGCCAACGACCUUGCCGCAGCCGACGCCGCAGGAUAUGUAUGUCUAUGCGCGGCCUGUGCCUAAAAGCAGCCGCAUUCGCGCCAAGCUCGAGACGGGCGACAAGUCAACGGACAGGCAGCGAGAGCCAAUGAUGGAUCCCCUGGAUAAUAAUCGGAAAACGACGCACAAGGAAUUGAGGGAACGGAUUAGUCUGAACGCCGGUGCAGCUGAUGGCCGCCAGCAUAUGCGGGAGCGUGACUUGAACAUCUCGGAUGGCACCAGCUAUGAGUCGGCCAGUCUGGAUGAUUUUACGGCGCUGAGCAGCGCAUCGCCGCCGCUGAUGCCCAAGGUGCAGGAGGGCGUUGGCAGUUUCGAGUCCUGGAACUAUGUGUUCAAGAAUCUGGAGCGUUCCGGCUACUCCAAGGAUCUGGGCGAUCGUGAGGAUUUGCUGGUGCAGAGCUUGGAUCUGGAUUCACUUAACCUGGCCAAUGGUGGUGCAGCUGCAGAUAAGCGGCGCGGCACCGAGACGCACACACAGCCCGCCGCUGUGGAAAAGUCGCGCACGCUGGAGAAGAAACGUGAGCCGCGCAUUGUGCAAGCGGCGCCACCUGCGCCAGCGCUCAACAGCAGCAGCCCGGGUGUGAAAAAGGUGAAAUCCGCUCUAAAGACAGCCACCAUAGACAACAGACCAGGCGGCGGCAGCGGUGGUGCACGGAGUCGCGGCAGCGCAACGGGCGCCGUUGCCAAGCAGCCGCCGCCGGUGUCGACGCAACUGAUCGUGACCAGCCCGAACGAAUGGAGCUGUCGUUUCUGUACGUUCCUGAAUCCGGACACGAAGCGCAUCUGCGAGAUGUGCUGUCGCAGCAAGGACUUUAAUCUGGAGGCGGCGGCAAAUGUGUCGCACGCAUCCUCCACCUGUGUCUAGACUAUGUUAAAUCCUGCACAUGCUACAAUAUGAAAUAGGUAUAUAUUUACUACAUGAAAUAUGAGAAACUGUACACCACGCAAGUGAUAGAAGAGAAAACACACAGUAUGAGAGGAGUUUUGGAUAUAUACAACUACACAUAUAGAACUUAUAUAUUUUUUAUACGGAAUUCGUCAUUACAACAAACUGUGUGCAUGUUUAUAGAAAGUUCUCUAGUCUUAUAGCAUCUACGAUUUCAAUCACAAUCCCUAGCAUUAUGUACAUACGAGACAACAUACAUACAAAAAUACAUACAUAACUAUUAUAAGUAAUAUAUUAUUCAUAUUAUGAAUUACAAUUUAAGUUUUCGAUUAGACUUGUGUACACAUGCUUUAAUUAGCUCGUAGAUAUGUUUCCAUUUGUUGUGGGCGUCGCGUUUUUGUUGCAAAUGAUGUGCCUACACCUGAUAUAAGUCGCAUGUAUGUAUGAAUACUAACUAUAUAAUGUAAGUAAUAACUGUAUAGUUGUGUGUGCCUGCGAGUGUGCGUCUGUAAAUAGUUUAUUAAACCGAGUUACAAACAAAAAUACAAAAAAAAAUAUACAAAUAUAUUGGAAAGCCAAGUAUAUUUAUUAUGCGUAUAUAUAUAUACACACAAUAUAUACAUACAUAUGUUUAUUGUAUGCUAGACUAACUUUUCGUAAAUACCUUUACUACAUACAAUAUAAUCAAUUCAACUUGAACGAGCUAAACCAAUGGGUAAUACAAGUAGUACUGAACAUGUUUCCACUUAUAUUUUAUUAGCAGCUCCUUAGUACACAUCAAGAUUAUGCAAUAAGAGUGAGAGACAGCAACUAUACAUGCGUACAUAUAGUUUACCCUCUAUAUAGUGCCACACAAUCUUUAGUUUUUGCCCACCAUGCCACGCCCAACGCCCAACGCUGAAAAAGUGAGAAAUAAAAAGCACUUGAUUUGUUUGUUAAUUGUUGCUAAACAAAAAUGUUAAAUGAAACCUUAAGCAAAGUAAAUAAUAUUUUUUUAUGCAAAAAAGAUUUUAAAAAAUGAAGGAAGGGAGGAAAAUAAUGUACCUUUUUGUGAUUUAUUUGAUUUGUUGUUAAUCUAUUGCGCCCUGACAUAUAGAAGAUAUGUAGUUCAAAUUGUAUCAGUUGAUAUUAGCAAAAACAAAAAAAAAAAAAAAAAAAAUUAAAUAAAUAUAUGAAGAAAAGAAAACAAAAACCAAAACAAUCAAGAGUUAAAAAAUUCGAUUUUCAACUUUUCUAAAAUACUAACUAAAAAAAAAAGAAGUUAAAAACAAAUUACAUACAA